GUAAAUCACACGAUUUGUACAUUUUUUGAAUUACCGGAAGGAUUUCGUCUUGGAAAUUUUGUUUGUAUUUUGGCUUGAAUCAGGAUGACAACAGCUGCCAGACCAACAUUUGAGCCCGCUAGGGGCGGGAAAGGUAAAGGGGAGGGUGGAGACCUGAGUGCCAUGUCAAAACAAUAUUCAAGCAGAGAUCUGCCAGGGCAUACUCGAUUAAAGUACAGACAGGACGGUCAGGGAACCUCAGACGACCUGAGAGGAAGAGAUUUUAGACGCGAUCUUGAAGAUAGGGAGAGGGCUGUCAGAGAAAAAAGGGACAGAAACAGGGAUUCUGGAAGCAGUAAGAGGCCAAGGUUGGAACAGAUUCCAGCAGCAAAUUUAGAUGCCGAUGAUCCUAUUGAUGAUGAUGAUGAGGAAGACAGUUCUGACGAUGAAGAUGAUACUGCUGAACUCUUAGCAGAGCUGCAGAAAAUCAAGAAAGAACGACUGAGAGAGAAGGCCAAAAUGGAAGCAGACAAGAAAGUUGAGGAAGAGAGGAUCAGGACAGAAAUUAUCUUGAAGGGUAAUCCUCUGCUGAACCAGGACAAACCAGUGGAAUUUAAAGUGAAACGAAGAUGGGAUGAUGAUGUGGUGUUCAAGAAUUGUGCAAAAGGAGAUGAGAAGAAAUCUCUGUUUAUAAAUGACACUUUGAGAUCAGAAUUUCACAGAAAAUUUAUGGAAAAAUAUGUCAAAUGAAUGAUUCUUGAAGAUAGUCUUUUGGUGUUGUGGUUUGAUACGGCAGCAUGAAGUAAAAGUUAAAACAUGUGACCUAGAUAUGACUUUGUGUGGGAGAUAUUUUAGAUGGUAUUUUGAUUCUAUUUGUAACAUUCUAAACUUGUGGGGAGAUAAAGGCAGAAAAAAAUAGUACAUCUGAUGUUUAAACUGUUAGUGUUUUGAAAGUUUAACAGAUUGUAUUUAUGUAACAGUUGGUUAAUGGAAGUUGAGUAUUCUGUGAUACCGUUUGAAAGGGAACCAAAAUGUUGACUGCCUCAGUGUUUACAGUGUGUAUUUUCAUAUGGGAGCUCUAGGGUAUUGUAGGCUGUCGUGUGAAUAUAAUUACUCCCAUAAAUUAAGUCAAUAAAAUAUCGGACUUGUCAGUAUUAACUCUAGUAAUAAGUAAAACUGCUUUUGCCAUGCUCAUUUGUCACAACAUUACAAGCUUGGAACUGGUCAACCUGCUUUGGAGCAAGGGAUAAUAGAGUGAAAAAUGAAAUAUUUUAUAUAAUAUCCUUCAGAGUGUAAGGUAGGACAGUAACAGUCUUCCCUUACCAAGAGCUCCCAUCAGAGAACACUUUUGUGUGCAUUUUGGACUGGGAGGUUUUUCAGUUUGUUUGCUCAUGAAACUUGUUAAUAAUGGUGAACCUAUAGUACAUAGAGACUCAAAGAACUCUGAACUGCAUGUACUUCUAAAUCAAAGCUUGAACAUGCAGAUACCUGUGAUGUCAUGUAAAAACUUUCAUGUAGCAGUACAGCACAUUGAAGAUUGUACAGAAUCUAUUCAUUGCUUGUAGGAAAAGUUUACCAUUGUCCUUUAACAACACUUUUCCAUUCACCAUAGUAACAGUAUAGGUACUUGUCAAGAGCAGAUUUUAAAUAUGUUUUAAACUUCUACUGUUGAAUUCAUAUUUGCUGAAAUGACUUUUUUUCCCUGAUAGGAAGUCAUAGUAACAAAUAACAGUCCUUUUCCCACUUGUACUCUAGGAAGUCAUAAAAACAGCCUGUGAAGUUGUGCACCUUUGGGUUUAAUUUGGCAUUCUCACCACUCUCAAUUAUAAAAAAAACUUGCUGUUUCAGUUUCUGUUAUUCUUUGUUUCUUCGGGAUGCUUUGUAGUAUCCAUAUGCCCUACCCAAGGUAAUAUGAAAGUUUAUUUUGUCUUGCAUUGUCAGCAAGGAACAUAUGAGCAAGUGUGAACACCAGUGGCCUGCGAACAUGCAUCUAGUUUUUGUUGUUUUGUAAAUUCUAAUACACAAUGAAUGUUACUAAGAAUAUUUCAACUUCAACAAGAAUAGCAAGUGUACAUCUAAUGUCCUUAACAUAUGCUAAUAUUGUCGUCACAAAUGAAAAAUGCAGAUUGUUGUAUAUAUGUUGCAAGAAACAUGAAAACUUGAGUGUCGGUUACACUUACUAGAAUAGUAAAAAUCUUGAUGUCUGACAAGUUUUAUUACAUGUUCUUUUAAAACAAUGUAUAUAUUAUGAUGUAUAUAAUAUCACAAACAGAAAUUAUUUCCUUUUUA
Messenger RNA from Mercenaria mercenaria, 2268 nucleotides. Its product is annotated as spliceosome-associated protein CWC15 homolog. NCBI's taxonomy places the organism in Eukaryota, Metazoa, Mollusca, Bivalvia, Venerida, Veneridae. The transcript has 7 exons. Gene Ontology annotation, biological process: mRNA cis splicing, via spliceosome. Gene Ontology annotation, cellular component: catalytic step 2 spliceosome. The record is from RefSeq and is a predicted model, not a curated record. The coding region runs from base 85 to 729 and encodes 214 amino acids. Gene Ontology annotation, molecular function: RNA binding.